GGGAGGUAGAGGUAGACGUGAGUGUGUGUUUUGGUUGAGCAUAUUAUGUGUGAGGGUGUGCGCAUAUGAGAGAAAGAUGGCAGAACGGCACUUUUUUAUCAAGCGGGUUUUUUUUCUCUUCACUUCUGAAAACCUUACUGUUUGCCCGGACUGUAUGAUCAGUCAUUAGAUGAAUAAAGCUGGGAGAAGAAUUUUAGCCUGUGCCUGUGAGCUUGUUGAUGCCGGUAUAAAUAGAUCCAUUUUAUAACACUAUCAGCAUUGCCAUGGUUUAAUUGCAGACCGACUGAGAAGCCAGAGGAUCUUCCGUAGAGAUUGAUAGAUGUGUCAGCAUAAUGUUUAAAUUAGAAGGAUUUCAACUGAUUUAUGAAAGGAUGAACGUUAAGAUGUUGGUGUCUUUUCUACGUCUUAUCUUAUUAAUACAUCUCUCCUCUUGCCAAGAGCAAUCACUGUGUCCUUACAUCGGCCAAAUAACCAGGUCUCAGUUACCUGCGGCCGAGGUGUCACAUUUUUAUGACGAUCUUCAUGAUUCUUCCCCUCCAUCUGGAGACGAUCCGCAUUUCAUCACAACUGAAACGCAAUCAGAGAUAAGAGCCAUUGAAGGAAAUGAAGUCUCUCUUCACUGUGAGAUUGCUAAUUUAGGGAUCAACAACAAGAGAUUAUGGUACAAGUACGAUUCAGGGCAAAGCAAAGAAAAUGCAUUGCGAGAACCAAUUAUUAGCAUAGGCAAUGACACAGAACAUGUCAUCGCUAUGGAAAAUAACUCUUGGGGAAAAUAUUACUUGAACAUGACAAAGACAUCUUAUAGUCUGUGGUUUCCUCGUGUACAUCGAUCUAAUGCUUGUCGAUAUAGCUGUGCUUUCAAAACAUCAGAGGGAGAAGAAGAAUUGGUUUUCACGCUUGAUGUAUCAUAUCGGCCUGAAAUCAAGGAUAUCCUACCAAACAACUUUCCAUUCCGUCAUCCCAACCACCCUCGUAAAAUAUUUGUGAACGAGACGGAGAAUAUAACAUUGUACUGUAAUUCAUCAGGUUCCCCUUCACCUUAUAUCACAUGGCGUAAAGAUGAUGCACCAGAAUUAGGAAUUUGUGUUAAUAAGAGUUUACAACUUCUUGAUGUUUCGCCUAAUCAGAGUGGAGCUUAUACAUGCACCAGUGAAAAUUCUCUUGGUGAUGUUAGUGAGACUAUCAUACUGAUAGUACAAUAUCGCCCUCGAGUUCUUGCAAAGUCAACUGAUCUGCGCGGAGCUAAAGGAAGAUAUCUUCAACUACAAUGCAGCGCUGACGCCAUUCCCAGGGCCCGCUUUCACUGGCAAAAAGAUGGGAAGAUGAUAGAUUAUCCAGAUUCUGAUUCUUAUGUCAUCAUAUCUUUGAACCCGGAGACUAAUUAUGGUACCUACACUUGUGUUGCCACAAAUUUUCUUGGAUCUGCUCGAGCGCACAUUAAUGUCACAGGUCUACCGAUGAAACCUGAGGUCGUGAGUGGUAUUAAUGGAAGAAUGAAGAACGUCUAUCUACUCAGAUGGAGAACUAGUAAAGUACCACAAGAUGCAAUUACAGAACAAUUGACAGUAGAUUACUUCUUAAUCAGUUGCAUGAAAGUAGUAAAAGAGAAAGUUGAUGGAGGCUCUCCAAGGAUAAGAUAUUAUCCUCCGGAUUCGAUGAGACACACCUAUUAUACUAAAAAGCAUGAGGAAUACCAUUCAUAUCCAUUACGUCAUCUAUCUUCAAACAGCACUUAUAAAGUUACCCUAUGCCCUUUUAACCAGUACGGAAAGGGAGAAUGUACUGUAUUUAAUUUUACUACAUCAUUCGAGGAUUAUGUGACUGAACCUUCUCCAACCAUGUCAAAAGUACGGAGAGAUCAUGAUGCAUUUGCGACAAUCCCGACACCCUUGGGAGUGGUUAGAAAUGAUGCUAUCAUACCAUUAUCACCAUCUUCUGUUUUUAUUACCAUCAUUAUCUUGCUUCUUCAGUGUUGUAUUCAAUACAGAUAAAUGUAUAAAAUGAUAAAAUGAUUUCAAUAAAAUAAGCAUAUAU
This is a messenger RNA of Lytechinus variegatus (green sea urchin), 2034 nucleotides long. Its product is annotated as hemicentin-1-like. NCBI's taxonomy places the organism in Eukaryota, Metazoa, Echinodermata, Echinoidea, Temnopleuroida, Toxopneustidae. Bases 333 to 1991 code for a protein of 552 amino acids. Gene Ontology annotation, cellular component: plasma membrane. The record is from RefSeq and is a predicted model, not a curated record. Gene Ontology annotation, biological process: cell adhesion; axon guidance. The transcript has 14 exons. Gene Ontology annotation, molecular function: protein binding.